This is a messenger RNA of Rodentolepis nana, 1542 nucleotides long. NCBI's taxonomy places the organism in Eukaryota, Metazoa, Platyhelminthes, Cestoda, Cyclophyllidea, Hymenolepididae. The record is from the annotation of a GenBank genome assembly.
AUGGUUGAUUAUAUAGCAAUCACAGGUGAUGCCAAUGAUGAAAACGUCGAUAUCCUUCAGAGGUUCUCUUUUUGGAGGCGCAUUCGCCACAGAUUGGGCAUUGAUAAUCCGGAUUCGAUCUCUGUCAUUUUACUAUUUUGUAUCAAUCUUCUCAAUUAUAUGGAUAGGUUUACGAUCGCAGGCAUUCCUGAUAUGAUUCGUGACUUUUACCACAUUGACAGUAAGAGACUAGGUCUCUUGCAAACAUCUUUUAUUAUAUCCUACAUGUGUUUAAGUCCCGUUUUUGGCUAUUUGGGUGAUCGGUGGAAACGGAAGUAUCUAAUGAUCAUUGGUCUCUCAGUUUGGACCCUCUUUGCAUUCGUCAGCUCAUUUGUUCCAUCAGAUAAAUUCGGACUAUUUCUAUUCCUUCGAUGCGUCGUUGGGGUAGGCGAGGCCAGUUACUCCACCCUAGCGCCUACUAUUUUGACGGAUCUUUUUGUUGGAAACGCUCGCACCUCCGUUCUUGGAAUUUUCUAUUUUGCUGUUCCUGUUGGAAGUGGGCUUGGUUUUAUUUUCGGUUCGACUAUCGCAAACGCCACUGGCAAUUGGGCCUGGUCGCUCCGAAUUACUCCUAUUUUGGGGUUGUUUUGUGUUGUUGCUUUAGGGAUCUUUCACACAGAUCCACCUCGUGGGCGGGCUGAUGGCGCUUUCCAUUUGCACACCACUUCCUGGUUUGCUGACCUUAAAAGUCUUUCAUCAAAUCGUUGCUUCCUUCUUCUCUCUUUGGGUUUCACAGGAAAUUGCUUUGUUUUGGGCUCACUUUCCUGGUUUUCUGUUGACUAUAUUCAAGAUGCUCUUAAUGCACGGAUUAGUGGAUCCGCUUCAGCUUAUCCGGUUGCUCUGCUUUUCGGUUUGAGCGCUUGUUUCGCUGGACUUUUUGGAGUUAUUGUGGGCACUGCGAUGGCCAAAAAGUUGCGAGUUUACUCAGUUUGUGUUGACACCUAUAUAUGUGGUGGUGGAUUAUUGAUUUCUUCACCGUUUAUUUUUGCUGGACUGGUCUUUCCAAUCUACAACUUUUAUCUCUGUGUGACCUCCGUCUUUAUUGGGCAGUUUUUCAUGUGUCUGAACUGGGCUCUGAUAUCAGAUAUGACAAUGUCGGUUGUAAUGCCAACUCGACGGGCCACUGCAAAUGCAUUUCAAAUGCUCGUUACUCAUGCUCUCGGAGACGCAAUCAGUCCUUUAGUCAUCGGCUUGAUCGCCGAUUCUCAAACUGUACCAAAUUCAUUAUAUUCACGCUAUCUCGGCAUGCAACGAGCACUAUUUAUAAAUGUCUACAUAUGCAUUAUAUCUGGCUUUCUAUUCCUCUGUGCAUCGUGGUACCUUGAAUCUGCUAAGGCGAGUGUCCAAUUUAUCAUCGAUGCUUCUCGAGUUGAGCAAUUCGAUGUAUAUGAAUCGGAGGUACACUCAGAUCCACAAAGACGCUUAUCUUGUCAAAAUUAUGGAAGCACCUCUCAAACCACUCCGUUCCUCUCUUUUGAAAGUCAUCAGUCCACUGUCGCUUGA